This is a messenger RNA of Rotaria sordida, 849 nucleotides long. Lineage: Eukaryota; Metazoa; Rotifera; Eurotatoria; Philodinida; Philodinidae. The record is from the annotation of a GenBank genome assembly.
AUGACUACGAUGUUAGGUUUACUGUAUAUAUUUACAUCUUGCUUUAUAUCGGUUUAUGGUCAUGGUUAUCUAUUAGAUCCAGUAGCUCGUAGUUCAGGUUGGCUCGUUGAUCAAUCAUUUAAACAAUGUUGUACUUAUAGUAAUCAUAUGGAAAUGUUUUGUGGUGGUACUCAACUUCAAUGGAAUGUUCAUAGAGGAAAAUGUAGUAUUUGUGGUGAACCAUAUGAUAAACCAGCUAAAUUAUUUGAAAAAGGAGGAGCUAUGUAUACAGCUAAUCAUAAAGGUCAUUUUGAAUUUCGUUUAUGUAAUGUGGAUAGUAAUCCAAAUUCAGAUGCAACACAAGAAUGUCUUGAUCGUCGAGUAUUAAAAAUUGCUGGAACAGAUUCAACCAGAUUACGUGAUGUUGAUAAAUAUGGUACAGCAACAAUUACUGUUCGUGUUCAACUUCCAUCAGAUGUUGCUUGUCGACAUUGUGUUUUUCAAUGGAAAUAUACAGCAGGAAAUAAUUGGGGUACAGAUCCUAUAACUGGUCAAUCAGGUCUUGGAAUGGGUAUUGAAAAUGAAACAUUCAUGGGUUGUUCAGAUAUUUCGAUUAAUGGUAAUGGUUCACCUAUUGAAACAAGACCUCCUAUUAUUGUUACACCUGGUACUCCAGCAACAACAAGAAGAAAAACAAGUUCUCGCCCACCAAGUGGUUCAACUACUUGGUCAUCUAAUGGUGUUCAAUAUAAAACUAAUGAUAUAGUAUUAUAUGAAGGCAAGCAAUUUCAAUGUAUCGCCGAUCAUACAUCAUUUCCUGGAGCUGAACCAGGCAUCCUUACUUGGGCUUGGUGGAAAUCUAUAAACUAA